UUGGGAAUGGGCCAAUACGACGUUGAGUACACCAAAACAGGGUUUGGUGUGGCUGAAUCUGGGAUGUGACUUAGUCACAAGUUAGAUUAAAGUGUUAAUUUAAGUAAAGAAUCAACAGCCAAUUCGUUCUUUGCAAAUUUUAGUGUAAAACACGUUUCGUUUAUAAUUAUAAUAACAACUCAGAAGUUAAUGAAAAAAUAACUUUUUUAAAUUGAUUAGCCUAAAAACGUCAUUCGUAAACUUAUAAUAAUAUUGGUUAUUAUUAUUAAAAUAUUAAUAUUUUCUCUUGAAUAUGGCUUUGAACGGAUGUUACAAUUGUUUAAAAUAUUUAGUAAUUGUAUUCAACCUCUUGUUUUGGCUAGCAGGAAUCGGAGUGUUGGUUGUAGCGGUCUGGCUGUACCUUGGAAGUCACGAGUACUUGACAAAUAAUGAAAGUACCUACAUUUACUUUACAGCAAUUUACAUCCUAAUGGCUGCAGGAUCUCUUAUGAGUUUGGUUGGAUUUCUAGGGUGUUGUGGAGCUCUCCGUGAGAGUCCUUGUAUGCUGGGAACUUUCUUCGUUUUCCUGCUAGUGAUAUUUUUAGCAGAGCUGACUGGUGGUAUUUGGGGUUGGUUGCACAGGGAUAAGAUAAAUAAGAUGAUUGAUACGUCCAUUACGAGGAUGAUCAAGGAGGAGUAUCCAGAUGUUAACCUAUCACUCAAAUCUGUUGAUGCACUUCAGCAUGAUCUUCAUUGUUGUGGAGCCAAAGGACCAGAUGACUGGGCUGAAUCUGGAUACAAUAAAAAAAAAAGUGAAAAAUCAAGCAUAUUAUCUUUUAUUUCACCUGAUUCUCCAAUGUACAAAGUUCCAAGUAGUUGCUGUUCAAAUAUUGAAUCUGAAAAUUGUGGAGAAUUACAAGCAGUAAUUGGGCUAAGCUCAGCUAACCCAAAAAUCCAUCAAAAGGGCUGUGUUCAGGCACUACAGAAACAGCUGGAAGAACACCUGACCAUAAUCAUUGGAGUUGGUAUUGGUCUUGGAAUCAUUCAGUUGCUUGGUCUAGUUUUCUCGAUGGCCCUAUGCUGUGCAAUCCGGAAUUAAGUUUGUGCACACCAUAUUACUCUGCUUUGUUGACGUUACGAUUACGCCGGCCUACGUAUUGUUUAUGGACUAGUUGAACUAAUAAUUUUAUAUACUCACUUAUUAACUGAUCUUUUAAACUUGAAGAAAUGCUCAAAUUUGUAUAUAUGUGUACUUAAUACAAAUAUUUCUUUAAUUACAAAUUUUAUGAUAAGCAUUACACACACACACCCCCGAUGUAAAAGUCAAUUUCCUAUUGGAUUGGACAAAAUGUCCACACCAAGUGAGGUUUUUCCAUUAACUUUUGUGCUUGAAUGUUUCAAACAACCAACAAGCUUGAUUAUAAAGACAAAAUAUACCAACUCUGGCUAGUUGUACUCCCAUUUGUUUUGUUAUAAACUCUCUGGUUUCUGUUAAUAGUGUUAUUACCCAUUUUGCUUAACACUGAAUUUCAGCAUUAAAAUUUAGGGUUAUUAUAAUAUAUCUUACCUCGUAUAAUGUUCUAAUAUUAAAUUUUAUAAUGCAAGUAAAAGUUACACUACAAUUUGAUGUAAUUUUAAUAAAAUGUUUUAUAUUGAAAGAAGAAGAACAGAUCUUCAAAGUUGUUCUUUAAUUUUAUAGGUUUUUUUUUUUAUCUUUAAGUUUGUAUUUUGUAUAUCACUUCAAAUUUUCAGGCAACAUAUAUGAUGUGCCAUUUACAUAGUUUUUAGUUCUGUAUUAUUGUUUCAUGUAGGAUUAUUAGACUUAAUUCAGGUAAGGAAAUAAUAAUUUGCUCAUUAUGACUGACUGAAAAGGUUUUAUUUUGUUUUUAUAAUUGUAAUUUUUCAAAUUCAAAAGGAUUAAAAACAAAAGGGAUUCUAAACCUUCCAGUAUAGUAAUAGCAUUAUUAUAACCUCAGUUUCUGAAGCUGAAACAAAUCAUGUUAUGUAGAACUGAUAAUGGGAAAAACUCCCACCUAUGUGUUCAGCUUCCAAUGUAAGGAAACAAACCCCAUCAUUGACAUUGGGGCUCCUACUUAAAGGUCUAGUUGCCAGUUGUCUGUGUUAAUACUAAUGUCUUAAACACAGAAACAUUACUUAUAAAUCCAAUUUAUAAGAAAAGUGACAAAAAAAAGAACAAUUAUGAGUUGUUUUUUAUAUACAAGUUUUGUGAUAUAAAACUAUUGGUGCAACACUGUUGAUACUAGAAUAUGUAAAAUGCUUUAUACAUUUAAAACUAUAUAUGUUUGUAUUUCUUAGAUUUUUGCCUUUAACUGAUAAAGGUUAUAUUAGGGUUUUACUUAGUCAAACAGUCUUAGUCUCUUAAGGCAUCACAUUUUCAAACUUGGUUUUAAGUAUUGUUCGUGCUUCUAUCUGUGUACCAGUAGAAUAAAAAUUAUACCCUGGUUCCUGUCAUCCUAGUAAAAUCAAUCUGAAGUUGUUCUGUGAAAUUAUCUAUCUAAACAUCUUGAUAAAAGUGCAUUGUAUGUUCACGUGAAUAUUCUGUUAAUCUUAAAUUUGUUGAGGAACAUAUAAAUUUCUAAUUUUUCAAAAUGCAGCCUGGAGUAUUUUGGAUAUAUAUAUAUGAUUUGAGUAAAUUACAGUUAACCCUAGAAGGAAUUUUUUCCUUAACUUAGUGUUUUGAUUUUAUAAUUUGUUAGGAGCAACCUUAUACUUUUAAAGCUAAUGAGUUUACCAACCAAAAUAGAAGUUUGCUUCAGAAAAAGUUACUGUAUAAUUACUGUUCUAAUUAAUUACUCCUUCCUGGGUUAGAUAAUUUGAUCGUGUUUUUUCCAGCACCACUUCACUACUGCUUGGAACAUCUUUUGAUAGGAAUGUUGCAUAAUGAUCCAUAUUUCUUUUAUUUUUCAUCUCGAGUCUAAUGUUUUUGGUCAAAAUAUAUUUUAACAACUUUGCAUCUUAUCAAGUCAUGCACAAAUAAUAUGUAUGAUAGAGGAAAAUGUUAGUUUCUUGCCAACUUGUAUUACUAUAUGAUUUGCUUCCCUGAUUUUUGUUGUAAUUAAUAGCUUUUGAGUUGUAUAAAUAUGUAUAAUUUUAGUGUUUAUAUAUAACAUUGUGUGAAUAAGGAAAUAUUUUUUUUUCUUUAAGAAAAGAACUCGUGUUACUGAUAUCUAUAUUACAAAUGGUGCUUUUUUUAUUAUAUCGAGCUUUCCGGGUGUGAGAGGGGAUGUUAGUCAAAGAUAGAAUAUCAAUGAAAUAGUAAAAUAACCUAUGCUAUUUUGUUUUGGAUUUUCAAUUAACAUUACUGAAUUUCUUUGAUGUGAGAAAAUUUAUCAUUUUUUAUUGUAUGUUGAUUUAGCUAUGAAACAAUUUUGAGCCAAAAGUUUUAUCUUAUAGAAAUAUAAAAAAUAUUCAGUAUUUCUAAAUAUAAAUUCCCAGAAGUACUUUGUUUUCACUAAAAGGUGAGAAGCAUGAUUCACAAACUGUUUGUAUUUCUGUUACAUACACAUCUUAACUUUUGGUACAAAAAUAGUAUUACUUCCCAUAACCCCCGUGAAUGUACAUUGAGAUCAUGUAUGGUAUGAAUAAAAAAUGGUUGUUAAUUUUUUUAUAACGUUUAACUGUAGGUGAGAAAGAAGAAAUAUAACUAGAGAGAUGUAAAAUGUUAAAACAGUAAUUUUUUUUAUUUAGAACUAUUCUUAUUUUUUUUAAAUCAUAUAUCUAGCCUAAAACACAUUGUUCAAAAAUGUAUUAGGACUAGAAGGAUGUUGAUAGCAAAUCAAGGAAUGUUUUUGUUGUUGUUGUUGUUUAUAAUGGAUACCCUUUUUUAUGUUUUAGACUAUGUAGGAUUAGCAUACUUAUUUGUUUUGUAAACAAUUUAAUACAUUUUUAGAUGUAAUAAAUUUAGUUUAACAAACCUUAUUGGCAUAUAUUAUACAUGUAAUAAUCCAUGUGUUUUUGUGCAGAAUUUGAAAUGUGUUUUUAGUUUGUCAAAAUAAAGUUUUAUGAAUCA
Molecule: messenger RNA, 4009 nt
Organism: Limulus polyphemus (Atlantic horseshoe crab)
Lineage: Eukaryota; Metazoa; Arthropoda; Merostomata; Xiphosura; Limulidae
Product: CD9 antigen-like
Exons: 7
Coding region: 293-1078 (261 amino acids)
Cellular component (GO): membrane
Source: RefSeq, a predicted model, not a curated record